Molecule: messenger RNA, 2154 nt
Organism: Frankliniella occidentalis (western flower thrips)
Lineage: Eukaryota; Metazoa; Arthropoda; Insecta; Thysanoptera; Thripidae
Product: transcription factor SOX-4-like
Exons: 6
Coding region: 760-1884 (374 amino acids)
Source: RefSeq, a predicted model, not a curated record
CGUUUCGCCCCUCCCUAGACGCUUUACUGCAUAACUCGUUCAGUGUGCCGUGAACACGUUGUGGCCACCCCCUCGCCAUGUUAAAUCAUAGGCACCAAAAAUUAGCUCCGCCCUUCAAGUGAUGAAACGUCAUUUAGUAGACGACAUUGUUCAUUGUUACCAGAACUGCUCCCCGACGAGGGUCGCUUGAGCUGCUGAAGGCUUAUUGAGGGGAUUUUUUACCUAUUUUUACCACCCUCUACGCCAACAAGGCCUCAGCCAGCAGCCCUAUCUGACGUCCCUGUUUGUAGCUAUAAACAGGGACUUCCCCAUCAACCCUCUUGCCUUCUAAACGCAGUUCAGAAGGAGUGGGCCACAAACCUACAAUGGCUGUUCGCGCCGUGGAGCUACUGUACCAAAUUCAGGUGUGCGGGACGGCGGGCAGGUUGCCUACUCGCGCCGUGCAGCUCUGCAUGUGUGUUGCCGUCGCCUAUACCUACUCGCACAGUGGGGGACGCGAUUCCACCGGACGCAGGACUUCCGACCCGAGGGGACCGCGUUGGCGUGGCUAAGGGCGUGGUGGGGCAGGGCAUCUAGUCGGGGCGUGUGGAAGCUGUGGAAGGGCAGCCCGCCGGCAGCGGCCCGCUGGGGGUAUAUAGAGCCGCCGCCCCUCCGCCCCCGCCACUGAGUGUCGGUGCGUCGCGUCAGGCCCGUCUGUUCAUACUGAGCGCGUGCAGUGCAAACUAGUGCGAGUGCUUUGUGUAGUAGUGUUUGGUCGCCAUGGCGCCGCUCUCCGUGAUGCUGGCGCUGAUGCUGGCCCAGGCGCAUCCGGGCACGUCCAUCAUAUCGGGCCCCCAGCAGGGCAAGCAGGACGCGCGGCAGGACAAGGACUCGCAGUCACGGCGCAUCGGUGUCGGCUUGGCGGUGAUCCCCGGGCCCUCGGUGGAUGCGUCCAAGGAGAACCGCGCGCAGUCGGAGCAGAACAAGAGGGGCGCGCAGCUGAGCGGCCAGGCCUCGCACAUCCACGGCACUGUCUACGGCGGUGAGGGCUACGGGCACGGCGGCGGCGGCGGCUUUGAGGGCUACGGCGGCCACCACGGCGGCAGCGGCUUGGGCUUCUACGGGGGCGGCGCCGGCGCGGGUGGUUUCGGUGGCGACCUCGGUGGCGGCGGCCUCGGUGGUGGCCUCGGCGGCGGCCUUGACGGCGGCCUCGGAGGCGGACACUUCGACUACAGCCAUCACCACCUGGAGCACCACCACGACCCGCACUACCACAAGGCGCUGGCCGUCAAGAGCCUGCUCGUCCCACUGGCAGGCGUGGCCCUGCUCGGCGCCGCCGCCGCCUUCGUCACCAACCCCAUCCUGCUACAGCUGGGCGUCAUCUCGGGCAAGCGUCGCCGUCGCGCCGCCGCCGCCGCCUCCGAGGAGGAGGACCAGGAGCAGGUGCAGCGGAUGGCGCAGCUGGCCAGACAGCGCGUCGGGGACCUGCAGCUGCUGGAGAACUUCAUGUCGCAGCAGAUCCCGCGCGCCGAGGCCCGCGCCCAGGAGCAGAAGCUGCUCGCCUCUUACCUGACGUGCACGGGCAUCGUGCCGACGUCGCCGCCGGCCUCGUCAUCAUCGUCGUCCUCGUCCAACGACUCUGCCAACGCGCUGCUCGGCUCGUCGGCGUCCUGCCUGGAGCGGCUGUCGUGCGAGCUGCACCAGGAUGAGGCGGACAGCAGCCCCUCCAGCAGCGGCGCCCUGGAGCGGCACGUCAUGCGAGUUGUGACGGGCGAGAUCCUCUCGAACGAGUUCAUCCCCGAGAGCGUCAAGAGCAGCGUGGAGAAGGCGGUGCGGCGAGGCAAGGCGGGCGACGACUGCAGCAAGUACUACCCGUGCCAGGACCUGGACGACAAGUCGGACUGAGCUCCUCCGAAACGCACCCGUCGCUACUCCUCGUGCGCGCCGCGGGCCGCGCGCGGGGUAUCGACGCGACAGGCCGCCGCCGGAGGGCGCCACCAGGACCUCUGCUCACGGCGCGGACGUUCAACCGACGACGGGAAGCUGCGGAGGCCCGGUUGCGGCCGCGGCCGGCGGCCCCACCGCCUGUGUCAAUGACGGCUGUGUGCCCCGAGGGAAGGCCUGCUGCGCCCCGCCAAACUCGCAUCCGUAAAUUAAAUUUUUAUUUUUGAUUCA